GGGGUCCUACGGUUUGAGGUUAUGAGAGGUUGCUGUGGCAUUGCAGUGUCUCCUUCACUUCGCCCUCCAGCUGGAGAGAUUUACUGCGGUGGUGCGGCGUCAGUUGCAGCCGAAAAAUAAAGCUUACUUUGUAGUUUACCGCUCUAUUUUUGACAGAUAUAAUGGCAGUACCUCCGGUAUAUGGUGACCUCGGCAAAUCUGCCAAGGACAUUUUCAACAAAGGCUAUGGUUUUGGAUUGGUGAAGCUUGAUGUGAAGACCAAGUCUGCUAGCGGUGUGGAAUUCAAAACCUCUGGUUCCUCCAACACUGACACCAGCAAAGUCAAUGGAAGCCUAGAAACCAAAUACAAGUGGUCAGAAUACGGACUGACCUUUACAGAGAAGUGGAACACUGACAACACUCUUGGAACAGAAAUCACCGUUGAAGACCAGAUUGCCAAAGGUUUGAAGUUGACAUUUGACACAACUUUCUCGCCAAACACUGGUAAGAAGAGUGGCAAGGUCAAGACUGCCUACAAGCGUGAAUAUGUCAACGUGGGCUGCGAUGUCGACUUUGACUUUGCCGGCCCAACCAUUCACGGAGCAGCUGUCGUUGGCUAUGAAGGGUGGCUUGCUGGUUACCAAAUGACCUUUGACACAGCCAAAUCCAAAAUGACUCAGAACAACUUUGCAGUCGGAUACAAGACUGGUGAUUUCCAGCUGCAUACCAAUGUCAAUGACGGGUCUGAAUUUGGUGGGUCUAUCUACCAGAAAGUCAGCGAUAAAAUGGAAACCGCCGUCAACCUGGCAUGGACUGCAGGGAGCAACAGCACACGCUUUGGCAUUGCUGCCAAGUACCAGCUGGACUCCAGUGCAGCCAUUUCUGCUAAAGUGAAUAAUGCCAGUUUGAUUGGAGUCGGCUACAGUCAGACCCUGCGACCAGGCGUGAAGCUCAUCUUGUCGGCUUUGGUUGAUGGGAAGAGCAUCAAUGCCGGUGGCCACAAGCUGGGACUGGGCCUGGAACUGGAGGCCUAAAGGCCUUCCCUGUAGCGUCAGAGACGAGGGAAUAUCAGAAGAAUUUGGCCUUAAAUGUUAUUUCCAACUCAACCAGCAGGGGAUUUCUCAAAGGGAUGUGUUUGAAGCAACAAGAUACCCGAUCCUGUAAUAAUACUAGAUGGUUGCCUGCCAGCUGGUGUCCAUACAUUUGGUUUGUAGUUAUCGAAGAUGCUUGUAGUAGGUCAGUUAUUUAUACAUUUCGAUGUAUCCGAAACUGUGCGCUGCCAUCAAUGAAAUACACCAUUCUCAAAAGUGGACAUUUGUGAAUGUUUUGCUUUUUAUUUCCAAUGUUUGGUUGGUCAGACAUCAGUGGUGAUUUAAUGGAGUGGGGCAUGGCUGCUUUCUGGCUUUACUGCGGCGUUAAUAACACGAUAUUCCUAAGUUCUCUGACUGUAGAAUGUAUAACUCCAACAUGUUAUCGAUACUCCAGCAAGCACCUUUUUAUUUAAAUAUUGUUGUACCUCCUUUUCUCUUUCACACAUUGGACAUGCUUUUGCAACUACAACCUUUAUGCUUUGCCAGCCAUCAGGACUACAUGAAAGUAAAAGUAAGCGAAACAUAAACACGAUGACCGCCCUUAAGCUGAGCAGUUUUUGGGUGGUUUCUAAAUUGAGGAGUAGCUUACCUGCUGUGACAGCCAGUCAGUUGGAGACCAGCGCUUUUGGUGAAAAUGGCCGGCGUUUAUUUUCUACCCUGGGUGAAAACUGUAAUGAAGGUGCACGGUACUGCCAAAAUUUAUUUUCUAGAUUUGUUUUUAGAUGGAAUUCAGUACUAAAGCUGUCAGAGCCCCCCACCAUGUUAUUGACUGGCAUUGUGACAUUGCUGAAAAGAAACCUCAGAAGUCCUCUUGUGUAUGUUGAACUUUUCAAAUAAAGUCUUUGAACUCAAAAAAACCAAAAA
Messenger RNA from Conger conger (European conger), 1934 nucleotides. RefSeq names its product voltage-dependent anion channel 2 (gene vdac2). NCBI's taxonomy places the organism in Eukaryota, Metazoa, Chordata, Actinopteri, Anguilliformes, Congridae. Gene Ontology annotation, molecular function: voltage-gated monoatomic anion channel activity. Gene Ontology annotation, biological process: monoatomic anion transmembrane transport. The transcript is spliced from 9 exons. The record is from RefSeq and is a predicted model, not a curated record. The coding region runs from base 162 to 1013 and encodes 283 amino acids. Gene Ontology annotation, cellular component: mitochondrial outer membrane.